Adineta ricciae is the source of this 315-nucleotide messenger RNA. Lineage: Eukaryota; Metazoa; Rotifera; Eurotatoria; Adinetida; Adinetidae. The record is from the annotation of a GenBank genome assembly.
AUGGCACUACAACGUGCAAAUGACAUUAUCGGCAAGUCACGCGAUGAAUACCAAUGCAAUCAUGUAGUCAAUUACGUUUUAAAUGGCGAUAAAACCAAAGGUGGGUUAGCAAGAAACUAUCUGAAUUAUGGUCAAGUAGUACUAACACCUCAGGCACUCGAUGUUGUCGUUGAUAAAGACGGUGUUCAUUGUGGGAUCUUCAUAGAUAGUGGAAAUUUUAUACAUUCUUCAACAAGAAGACAUCAAGUGAUUAAGGUUGGUCUAGAACAGCUUGACAAAGUUUUUCCUGAUGGUUAUACAAUUCGUCGAAAGUAG